This is a messenger RNA of Closterium sp. NIES-65, 3969 nucleotides long. Lineage: Eukaryota; Viridiplantae; Streptophyta; Zygnematophyceae; Desmidiales; Closteriaceae. The record is from the annotation of a GenBank genome assembly.
AUGAGCUGCCAGACGUCUCCAUCGUCUAUUUUCUCCCCGUCCUCUCUUUCCUCUGCAAUUAUCGCCCCCUCCUCCUCUCUCGUCCGUGCAUCGCUACCCCGUUCCUCUCCCCUUCCGCGUCAGCUCAACCUAAACUCGUCCGCCACUCGCUCCCAUGCUGCGUCCUCCGUUUUUCUCGGCGCGUUUGACGGCCUGCACCGUCAGAAGCUCCCCAGCAACCCCUCCUCCUCCUCUCUUUCUCACGCCGCGGCCUUCCACGAAGCUGCGGACCGUUAUAUUCAGACUCCAUCUCUCCCUGCGAGCGCCGCCGCCGACGCCGCUACUUGCGGCCGGCGCGCGGUCGUGACAGCGGUAUUCGAGCGUUUCACGGAGCGGGCGAUUAAAGCCGUGAUGAUGGCUCAGGCGGAAGCUAAGGUGCUCGGGCGAAAAGAGGUCGCGACGGAGCAGCUUUUACUCGGCCUAAUUGCGGAGGAUUUCGCGAGCGGCGGGAAACCCGGCGGUUAUCUCGGCUUGGGGAUGACUAUCCGCAGCGCGCGGGGCGCCGUCGGAGAAUUAAUUCGAGACGGUCGGCUGCCAGCCGCAGGGGGUCUCCCGGCCGGCAAGCCGGCGUCGGAGGUGCCGUUUUCGAGCGGCAGCAAGCGGGUGUUUGAGAAGGCACUGGAAGAAUCGCGGAAGCAUCGUCAUAACUUCAUUGCGCCGGAACAUCUGGCAGUGGCGCUGGUGCAGGUGGAGCAGGAGGGAGCAGCAUUGGUGAUGGCGAGCUUGGGAGUGCAGCAGCAUCGCCUGCACGAGGCAGCAUUAGCGCGCCUCAAGGGCGAGCUGGACCGGGAUGGGCGCUCCUCGGAAUCGAUCUCCAACCCGUCCUCGCGUCCCGCCACCAGCCCCACCAGUCCCGGUAGCAAGCCUCCUAGUUCGCCAGUCCGCAAGGGACGUGGGAAGAAAGCAGCGCAGCAGAGCGCGUUGGAGCAGUUUUGCACGGAUCUAACGGCCAUGGCGGUGCAAGGGGAGAUCGACCCGGUGAUUGGCCGGGAGGCGGAGGUCGCUAGGGUGGUGCAGAUCCUUGCUCGUCGUACCAAGAACAACCCGCUGCUGCUGGGGGAGCCGGGGGUGGGCAAGACGGCCAUAGCGGAGGGCUUGGCUCUUAGGAUUACCGAGAGCGACGUUCCGCGGUUCCUGCAGGGAAAGCGCCUCUUGUCGCUGGACAUGGGACGUGUGAUGGCAGGAGCCAAAGAGCGGGGCGAGUUAGAGCUCAGGGUGACCUCUUUGGUGGCAGAGGCGGUGGCAGCAGCGGGGGAGGUGAUUCUGGUGAUAGAUGAGGUGCACACGAUGGUGGGAGCGGGCGCCGUGGGGAGGGGCAGGGAUGGCGGGGGAUCGGGACUGGACAUCUCGAAUCUACUCAAGCCUGCCUUGUCCCGCGGGCAGAUUCAGUGUAUCGCCACCACCACCACCAGCGAGUUCCGCAAGCACCUCGAGAAGGACAAGGCAUUGGCCAGGCGGUUUCAGCCAGUCACAGUGGACGAGCCCUCCGAGGAAGCCGCCCUGGCCAUUCUGCAUGGGCUAAGGCACCUGUAUGAAGCCCACCACAAGUGCACUCUCAGUGACUCUGCCCUGGCAGCAGCAGUCACCCUCUCUGCGCGCUUCAUCCCCGAUCGCUGCUUGCCUGACAAGGCAAUUGACUUGAUCGAUGAGGCGGCCAGUAGGAGCAGGGUGGAGGGCAGUAAGGGGAGGAGGAGGCGGGCGAGUGGGGUGCUGGAGAGGGGCGCGGAGGAGUACUGGCGGGAGAUUCGCAUGGCGCAGGCUGCACACGAAGCGGCCCAUGCUCGCCAGAAUCCCUUCACCUCACUCACCUCAUUCCUCUCCCAAGACCACGUUCCUGCCGACACUACAACAGCUGCUGACGCCGCCGCUGCUGCUGGUCGGUCCAAAAGUGGCAUCACUGGCAGUGACAAGGAGGAGGGCCCACAUCUCCCUGUUCCCUCCAGCCCCACGCAGAUCACAGCGGAGCACAUAGCAGGUGUUGCCGCCCACUGGACGGGCAUUCCCCUGCAGCAGCUCUCGCUCUCCGACCAGCAGCACCUGGCAGGCCUGGAAGAGGCACUAGAGGCUAGAGAGAGGCAGCACUCCCGCUCACUCCAUCUCUCGUUUCCUUCUUUUUGCUGCUACUUUCCUCCCUCCCCCAGUCCCACUGAAAUCACAGCAGAGCACAUAGCAGCAGUGGCCGCCCACUGGACGGGCAUUCCCCUGCAGCAGCUCUCACUCUCCGACCAGCAGCUCCUGGCAGGCCUGGAAGAGGCACUAGAGGCUAGAGAGAGGCAGCACUCCCGCUCACUCCAUCUCUCGUUUCCUUCUUUUUGCUGCUACUUUCCUCCCUCCCCCAGUCCCACUGAAAUCACAGCAGAGCACAUAGCAGCAGUGGCCGCCCACUGGACGGGCAUUCCCCUGCAGCAGCUCUCACUCUCCGACCAGCAGCUCCUGGCAGGCCUGGAAGAGGCGCUAGAGACGCGCGUGGUGGGGCAGGGGGCGGCUGUGAGGGUGAUAGCACGCGCGGUGCAGCGAGCACGGGUGGGGCUGAAGGGGGAGGGGAGGCCUGUCGCGGCUCUGCUGUUCUCGGGACCCACUGGGGUGGGCAAGACCGAAUUGUGCAAGGCACUGGCAGCACACUACUAUGGAUCGGAGGAUUCCCUGAUCCGUCUCGAUAUGAGCGAGUACAUGGAGCGCCAUGCUGUCAGCAAGCUGAUUGGAGCGCCGCCCGGCUACGUGGGGUACGGCGAGGGCGGCAAGCUCACGGAGGCCGUCCGCAGGCGGCCGUUUUGUCUUAUUCUCCUGGACGAGAUCGAGAAGGCGCACCCCGACGUCUUUAAUCUCCUGCUGCAGAUUUUCGAAGACGGGCGGCUCACUGACUCGCAGGGCCGCCACGUGUCGUUCAAGAACGCCCUGAUAGUCCUGACCUCCAACGUGGGCUCUCAGGCCAUUGCGAGAGGCGGCACCCACCGCAUCGGCUUCCUCUGCUGCUCUGACUCUCCCCCUGCCCCUCCUGUGUAUGGCCAAAUAUUUAACCCCCUCCCACUCUCAAAAACCACCCUCCCUCCUCUAUCCAAUCCAGGGGCGCCACGUGUCGUUCAAGAACGCCCUGAUAGUCCUGACGGCCGCCACGUGUCUUUCAAGAAUGCUCUGAUAGUCCUAACCUCCAACGUGGGCUCCCAGGCCAUUGCAAGGGGCGGCACCCACCGCAUCGGCUUCCUCUCUCCAGGGGAUUAUGCGGCUGCUGAUGGGAAUGGGGGGAGAGGUGGCGGGAGAGAGGUGCGGGCGGAUGCGGGGCGAUAUGCGGGGAUGAAAGAGGUGGUGAUGGAGGAGUUGAAGGCGCACUUCCGGCCGGAGCUGAUGAACCGCAUCGACGAGGUGGUGGUGUUCAGGGCGCUGGAGAAGGAACAGAUUCGAGUGAUUGCCACCAUGAUGGUCAAGGAGUCGGCUGACCAUUUGGCCCUGAAAGGAAUCAACCUGGAAGUUUCCGAAGCACUCAUGGAGCGGAUCUGCGAAGAGGGGUACGACAGGGCGUACGGGGCGCGCCCGCUGCGACGUGCCGUCACGCGGUUGGUCGACGAUCCGAUCAGCGAGGCUGUGCUGGCAGCUGAGGGGAGCAGCAGCAGCGGCCGCAACCGCCACGUCAGCAGCAGUGACCUGUCGGAAUCCCUGCCGUCCGUUCCCUCCGUGCUGCUUCCUGUGAUCGCAGCUCACGCUGCAACAAAUGCCCCCACCCCUGCUGCUGACGCCAGUGCACCCCUUAGUGACGUCAGCGGGGUCAGGGAGGGCGCGUUUACACCUGGCGACACGGCACUGGUGGACGUGGGGCAGGAUGGGGAGCCUGUGGUGAUCCGACUGCCACGCCCUGAUGUGUGUGAGAUGGGGCUGUGCCUUCCCUUCCUUAAGCUGCCUGCUGCUGCUGCUCCCACCCUCUCGCUCCCUGACUAA